CCCGACUACCAAUAAGGAGUCGGAUCGCAUCGUUCACUUCAAAGAAUCGGAUCUAAGAGCCAUUUCGUUCGCGACCGACCCAUCACUACUUGCCAGCCAAUUCCAUGAAAGGAGCGUGCUGACGUCUUAUUUCGGCGCCCGUUGGAAAUGUUUUUAAUAGCCUUAGCCGUCUAUAUCCGACGAUCAACUUAUGCUGUCUUACUUUAAAUCAAACGCUGAAGUCGUACCCAGACUUGGAAUGUAAAAUUUGUAAUCUGUAUGAAAGUCAAAUGACUUCCGCGAUUAUAUGUGCGAUAAACAUCCUCACCAGACCUCUUAAAGAGGUAUCUGCACAUGAGGCUCAACCGUCACAUCAGGAGGUCCUUCUGGCAGCUCUGCGGGCCAACCGGGCCCAUCUCCUGGAGCAACUUCAAAGGGAGAGCAACUUUGAGGUUGUGAAGAGGCUAAGGGAGGAGGUUAAGGCAACAGCAGAUUGGUUCUGUGCGGAUACAGAUGAUGCCACAUGGGCUUUUGUCCAGGAAUGCCUCCUGCUGCUACUCACGUUAUCACGUCACCUUUCUGAUGAACUGGAGCGUUUCCAACAGGAUCAAUCUUGCUUGGCACCAAAAAGUCGUACCCCUGAGAUGGCCCCACCUUUAGCCCCUGACAUCCUCAGCAUCACCCAGCAGAAGACAAUCGGAGCUGCUCUGCAGUUUGUGGUUUGUCUGGGGCUCUGCCCAUACUUGGCCCCUGGAGUGGGUGUCCCACUAGGACGGAGGUCAGCUUUUGGAGCCAUGGUGGAAAAACUAGUCCAUGUGGGCCCGGUGUCUGGAAUGGCACGCCGCCUUCUUACCACCACUAAGGUCCUGUUGGAGCUGGCAGAGUUAUCGUCUCUUGCCACACUCGUGUUCACCCGAUAUCUGGGAGACAUUAUUGCAGCAAUAUGCCAGCUGGGAUACAUGCCACACCACAAGGAUGAAAAGCUGCUCAGUGCUGAGGAAUGUCAAACAUGUAAGGAGACCCUCAAGACCCUCCUUGGAAAAGUGUACCAGCCGAUUGUCAUCAAAGAGCUCCUUAUUCUCCAAGGAGGAGCCAAACAGUCUGGUCCAGUUCAGAGCUCCAGUGGUUGCAGCUGCAGGGCUCCAGCUUGGCUGAGGCGUCUGUGUGGUCAGCUGCUGUCUGAGCGACUGAUGCAGCCCAGUGGUGUGCAGGCUGUUAUCAGAGCAAUUCUGGAGGGUGGCACAGGGGGUGAGUCAGACUGGAGGAAAUGUGAUGCUGUGGCAAAGAUCCUCAUUGCCUGCCCUCAGCAGUCUGCCUCAGCUGACGCCUACUUCAGACACAUCUGCCCUCAGAUCCUUGAACUCCUGCACUUCAAAGACAAGCUGACAUCCCGUCAAUUCCAGCUUGUGGCCACCAGGGCGGUGCUCUUUAUGGUGCAAGAAAGAUCUAGCUUUGCCGAAAAGUACCUUCUCAGCCCUCUGCUUGCUGCACUGCACCAUUGCACCACUAUCCCCAGUGAGUGUGAUUCCCAAACUGCUGUGGAAGAGUCAGAACUGACACAGUGUGUGGAAGAUGUAUACAAGGUCUGCAUGGUUGAAAACACUCCCUCAGCUUCUCUUCUCAGAGCUCUAGAAGAAGUUCUUCCUGUUAUCUUCACACUCUUCUGUUUUACCAAGAAGAAUGUUUCUCACCUCCGCGCCCCCUGUCAGGAGAUCUUGCUGUGGUACUUGACCCACGCUGAGAUGUCUGCAGCCUUGUCAAUGCUGAGGCAGCUUUCAGGUCUCCAGAGAGGGAAUAACCAGGUGGCAGCAAACUUCCACUUCACUGCUGGCAGUGAAGGAGGGGCCAGGCUCAGCUGCAGAGAGAGCUGCAGUGACGAAGAUGAUGAGAUGUAUGAGAGACUGUCAGGGGACCAGUGGAGAGUGGAGUGUCUGAUGCACCUGCUGGCUGAGCUCAAAGACUGUGAUCUGCCAGGAGACUUUUUCCUUGACCUGCUGCAGGAGCUCACCAGCUGGGCCGUUGCAGAUGAAGAAACAAAGGAUGAAGAAGAGGUUGACAUGUCGGCCAUGACGCUGCUGGAAGUGGAGCAGCAGCUACUGGGUCGAGCUGAGAAACAAGCCCAAAGACUGGCUUUGCUUCAUGUACUGGCUACGAUGGUUGAGUCCCUGCAGCACGCUCAUCUCCUGAGAAAAACAACACAGGUUGUGGACUUUAUGAUGUCUCUGCUCCAGAGGGCCUGUGCGGGCCUGGAUCAGACCGCUGGGCUGAAUGCUGGCAGUGCAGCAGAGAGCCAGACACUGAGAAUGGGGAUGGGUCUGGUGUCUGCGCUGUUGUCUGAGCCUCAGUUCAGUGUGGAGGACUACUUGUCGAUGUCAAAGCUGCUGCCACCUCUGGAGAUACUCUCUCAGCAGCAUCCUGACGUGAUUAUUCAGGAGCUAGCGUCCAACCUGAGAGUGGUCAUUGCCACUCACGGGGCGUACCGCCCUGACGGCAGCAGUGAGGCUAUCUCUGUCACUGACGCACCGCCCCCCAGAAACCAUAAAACAGCUGUAAAAAAUGUAGUGAAAGGUGAAGCAAACGACUCUCAUAAACCUGCCCAAAGCCAUGAAAGACUUACAGCAUCUUCUGGAGGGUCAGGAAUAAGUCCAGGAUGUGAAGGACAGAUCUCUGGCUCCAGUGACUCUUGCCCUCCUUCCAAGCCCAUCUCUGACUGGCUGAUAGAAGCAUGUGACCCAGACGUGCCAACAAGAGCGUACGCCCUGAGGGUACUGACACAAAUGGUGCAACAUAGAAACCCAGAGGCCAUCCAGGCGCAGGAGAAAAUCCUGACGCUCUUCUUAGAAAGCCUGGAGCAUGUAGACUCAUUCGUCUACCUGUCAGCCAUUCAAGGUCUGGCUGCAUUGGCUGAUUCCUACCCUGACAAAAUACUGGAACGGCUCCUAAAAGACUUCCAACAUGGACCCUCCCUCCUUUCCUCCAGCAAAGAGCGCUCCGUGGAAACCCGCCUUAAAGUGGGAGAGGUCCUGAUGAGGACAAGCAGGGCCAUGGGAGAACUAGCUCCCCACCUUGGCCGUCCUCUGGUGGGCAUCUUCCUGCGAGAAUCCAGAGACCCUGACCAAAGCAUCCGGGCUAGCAGUCUGUCCAACCUGGGGGAAAUCUGUCAGAGACUGGACUAUUCCCUGGGGUCACUAGCUCAAGAGAUUAGCUCCUGUCUGACAUCACUGAUAAAGACGGAGAAGGAGGCAGAGGUGAGGAGAGCUGCUGUCCACGUUAUUGCGUCGCUGCUCCGUGGUCUUGGGGACAAAAGCACACAGGUUCUCAGUGAUGUUUUGUUGGACCUGUACCGAGCUCUCAAAUGGGUGGUUAACUCUGACCUGGAUGAGGUAUCUGUGCUUCAUGCCCACCUGGCUCUGGAGGAGCUUGACGACAUAAUGAGGAAGUUCAUCUUCCCUGAGCAGAAGCUGGAGAAGAAGAUUGUCGUCCUACCAUAGAACUAAUUUCCGUGGGCUCUUUGCACUACAAUUUAUGCCUCCGUGUAAUGUGGAUUAAGUCUUCAGAAAUGUGGUUGACCACAAAGAGCAGAAAAUCCUACAUCCAUGCAUACCAAGGACUGUGACCUAGUGUACCACCCUAUUCCACAAUAAAUUUUUAAGCAUA
Messenger RNA from Haplochromis burtoni (Burton's mouthbrooder), 3636 nucleotides. It is a transcript of the gene tango6, whose product is annotated as transport and golgi organization 6 homolog (Drosophila). Gene Ontology annotation, biological process: protein secretion. Bases 270 to 3470 code for a protein of 1066 amino acids. The record is from RefSeq and is a predicted model, not a curated record. NCBI's taxonomy places the organism in Eukaryota, Metazoa, Chordata, Actinopteri, Cichliformes, Cichlidae. The transcript is spliced from 18 exons.